AUGACGGACGGCCAGCCUAAACCCAUAGUGGUAAUGAUAAGUAAUAGUGGAUCCAACAAAAAUCCAUGCUAUAGAAAAACAGUUCAGAGUGCAUCCAAUCCAGUAGAAAGACGAAUGACACCCUUAAGCCAUGACUUAGCUGAAAAACGCAAUUUCAAAGCGGCCAGAGAUGUUUUGACAACAGUGUGGGAGGAUACAAUUAUCAAUGAUUAUCUGGUACUUGUUAAGUAUGUAGAACCUUCCGAAGAAUCCUACUGCCCAAAUAAAAAAUCAGCAGCUUGGAUGGAAAAACAUGUAAUGACUUGUCAUUAUAUGACUCAAGUCAUAAAGUGUGAUGAUCCAAGCUGCUGUAAACCUUUUCAUAGUGGAAUCAAACAGUUCCUUCCAAAUCACUUUUUCCCACCACUUCUGAUCCAACAGAAGCUUCAUAGUAUUUGUACAGCAAGCAUGGGCAUAUCUGAUAAUACAACUCACUUUGGUGGCUUUCUUCUCUCUAUAUUAAUAGAAGAAAAGUUAACUCCUCCGGACGCAAAUCUACAGUAUUUUCCCUUCAAUUGGUAUUGCCCAACCAUUAAUAAAUCAAUUAAUGAAUAUCUCCAGCCUGUUUUGGACAUUCAAGAUUAUGAAAGUAGUGAAACUAUGCAGGUAGAUGAAGCAGUGCCGGAAGAUUUGUUAGAAAUCUACUCUCAGCAAAUGCAAGUUCAAGAAAAGUUGAUUGCAGAUAGAGUAUUAAUAGUUGACUGA
This is a messenger RNA of Dentiscutata erythropus, 744 nucleotides long. The record is from the annotation of a GenBank genome assembly. NCBI's taxonomy places the organism in Eukaryota, Fungi, Glomeromycota, Glomeromycetes, Diversisporales, Gigasporaceae.